This is a messenger RNA of Ooceraea biroi (clonal raider ant), 5090 nucleotides long. RefSeq lists its product as uncharacterized. Lineage: Eukaryota; Metazoa; Arthropoda; Insecta; Hymenoptera; Formicidae. The record is from RefSeq and is a predicted model, not a curated record.
CCACAUCCCAUGCCAGUCGCACACAGCAGCCACCCCUUUCUACGUGGCCCGUUCUGCCUCGGGCGCCGACGUCGUGACGGUUUCGCGCGGCACCGGGGCGCUCAGUUGGCACCGCGUACCACCCGCGUCCACCACCGCGUCGAAGCCCGCCAUCAGUACGGCUGGACCACCCCAUCGCGCCCCAGCAGAAACCUCGUGGUGGCAGAGCUCGCCACGUAUCAACUCGUCGAGGAUUCACCGAGGAUCGCCAAGAAUUCAGCUGUCUGGAAGCACCUGGAUCAGGUCGAAAACACGCUUGAGACCUCGCCUUGCUCCGGCGAUUUUGAAGCAGCUAGCCAGUCAACCCUCUAAUCCGCACGCUUCGCCCUCCACCCUCGGACACCCGGAAAUGCUUGGCCGAAUGCGAAUCGUAAAGGAGAAAAUGUUCGGCGGUUAGACUGGCGGAGCUGAAGAGAUGCGCGUGAAGCACCCUAUUUUCGACUCUCCGAGAUCUCGUUUCCAGGUGACAAACCCUGAAGAAAAGAUACGAAGAUGCCGGUGGGUGGACGCGUCGCGGGCAAAAUUGGGAUCUACAGCUCCCAUUACAAUGGAAAAGGAUACAGCGGUAUAAAUGAGGAAAUCAUCUGGAUCAGCAUAGGCAUGGGGAUCACCAUAGCGAUCUUGAUCACCAUCGCACUAUGCUACAUCGCUCGUGAAAAGUGUCGCAAACGGCACGAAGGAUACUACACAUCUUGACGCAUGUUUCCACCUCCCUCGUGGGCAUCCUGGUCAUUUAGCCCAGCAACACCAGGAAUCCUUUUCAGUCCGACAACAUCAAGAGGCAAACCACGGGCUUACUACAUUACCGUUUAAAUUUCCGUAUCCUUUCUCGUCGGAAAAGCUCUGGAAGUCAUAAAAUCGUGACUAAAAUGCCUAAAGUGGCUAAAAUGUAUGUGAAUGCGCGCUUUUUCCUGCAUUAGCCUAGUUACCGCACAAAAGCAGAUUUUGCGAGCAAAAAAUUGGAGAUCAAAAAGUUACGAGAAAAAUUUCAAGACUUCACUUUUCUCUCUAAAAGGAAAUUAAUCGAGAGAUCGAGAUUAAGACUACUUUUCGAUGUAAAAUUUAAGUCUGAAUAUAAUUUCUUCUUCGGACUGAAUCAAUAGAAGUUGAAAUAUUGGAGAACAUACGGAUGAUGACAUAAAAUAUAAUAUUAAAAAACAUUUUUAUCCGCGAAUUGUGUUUAAUGCGUACUGCAGCUAUGCAUUAUUUUAUCUUCCCUUUUUAUCUGUCUGGAGAGAUCGAUUUUAAAUUCCUUUGACCAUAAACUUUUAUUAUACCGGGAUUUAUCUUCUCUGUGGGACACAUCUCGCGCAAAAUGCACUCCCAGAAUGGCCAAUAUCACGCGUUAUGGGACUACUGCCAAGGCUUUUCAUGAGAAAGAAGGGUAAUACUUACACCGUUACGCACACAGAGGAAGGAAACAGAUUUUCGAGAAAUGGGAGAGUAACAUUGCCUUAAAGGCUCGAAAGUUUGAUAAAGGCUAAGAGCGAACGAGAAUAGUCCGACACACGGAUUUGUAGCAAGCGAUAGCGAUUAUUCGAGGAACACUCGGCAGUAGUACUCUGACAACAGUAGUACUCUUUAAAAUUGUGAUUUCCUCUGAACGCACCCGAACUUUUUAUCUAGAAAAUCGCGUGGUGAGCGUCUCUAUUUGUGCACGUGGAAGCGUGUAAUCAAUGGACCAUUUUUCCCAUUCGCGCUCCGUAUCCUCGAAAGGAAUCUCCGGUUUUAAUGGUUUCUAAAAGACGACAUACGCAGUCGGCUGUUAGUUAAUAUCUAGUUAAACUGCACAGAUAAAAGUAAUGAUAAUUAAUCAUUAGACAACUUAAUGUAAUUGUUGGAACAAAUAGAUGAAUUGACGAACAUGUUUAUUCCCUCGCAGAAAUGUUAUCGAGGAGAAUUCUCGAAAUUUAAACGGAAAAAUCAUGGGAAAAUCCGUUUGAACAUAUCUUAAUUUUCAGGAAAGUUUCCUAAAUUCACAACUUUUGCUCGUGAAAAUGCAAAUAGAUCAGAUCAGAAUGAGAAGAAAUUUUACUGACUGAAAAGUCAGCACAAUUCUCGCUUUUAAUUACGAUAAUUUGAGUCUUUCGUUGAAGCGGCAUUCCAACUUCAUAAAAUGUAUUUCUGUUGAUUGCUUCUUAGUCCAUCAUCUUGCUUUUAUGCUUUAUUAAUAUUCUUCAAAAUACGUGGAAAUAAUUUAUAUCGACCUAUAAUAAAUAUAAUAUCUUUUAUAUUAAAUAAAAAUAAUAACUUAUAAUAUAACUUAUUAGAAAUAGACAGAUCCAAGAUUUUGCACAAAGAUGACUAUUAUUUUGCAGACACGUUUAAUUACAAAUAUAUACAAGUAUCUUUCGAAAAGUCCAUAAAUAUCAGAAGUUUCAAAAUAUGGCAUAUAAAAAUUUUAUAUAUUAAUAAUUCGUAUAAAAAUAGUGUACACAAAAAUAACGCAAAAGACGUUUAAAAAAUUAAAAGUUUUAUACAAUACCAUUUUACAACCUUUAGACAAUUUACGUUGUCUAGGAUAUUCACAUUAUGAACGCGAACGAUAUCGCCUGGUAUCGUAUUCCUUGCUCAUUCCCACUUUAAUUAGGGACAAAUGAAAGUGUCUCAUCAAAGUGUUCCCAAGCAGAAAAUUCUCACUUCAAAUGAAAAGCGCGCUGAUUUACGACUUUCACGUAUUACGAGUGCUCGUGAAUCGCGCGAUUUCACUCUUUAGCGUCGUAAAUCAUGCGCUAUUCUCAUUAGGAUAACAAGUAUUGAAGAAACUGUUUCUCAUACAUCUUGCUUCGCACAAUUCUUACGUAGCGACAAGAUAAUUUUUCCAUGAUUAUUUAUCGUGAUCGACUUUGUUAUCCAAAGCCGAAGCUCCAAUAUCCAUUUAUUUCGCGACGCUGCUACGUGGAUGCGAUAAAAUUUCAAUCCCGCGUUCUGCCUUGCUUCUCUUCCGGCAAGUAAAGGAAAUCGCUUAACUUCUUCAGACCCUUACACGCUUUCCUCCUUUGAUCGAUACUUCGGUAACACUUUAUAUUACUGGGCUGCCCCUCGCAGCUGGCGAUAGUUACAGUCUUUCUUCGUUGGCACUCUGAACGCUCGCCAAACGUACAUAUUCUGCAAAGACGUGUACUCCGACUUGCUCGAGUGAUCUCUAGAACGGUUUAAUUACACCGUCUCUUUUCUUCAAAUUCCUGUCGGGAUAAAUGUCGAAGAGAAAAGAUAUUAGAAAAGAUAUUGGUUCAUUAAAGUUACAAAAUUAAAGAACUAUUAAUACUUGAACGGAAACUUAUUGUUCGACAGGAGGAAAUUGCAAUAAAAGCGCUGCCUUUUAAUAUGACACAAUUUUAAAAGCGUAAAUUUUUAUUAAUUAUCGGUCUUAUGAACAGCUGCAAUGUUAAGUGCGAAGUGAAGUUUUCAAAGAGAUGCAAGAAUACCUGAUAUCGAUGUUACAAGAUGCAAUUUUCGUCGGAUAAUUCGCGACACAGAAAUCGAGUCACUCGAUGAUCAAGUCAAGCGCCACGAAGUUUAGCGAGGAUAUUUGUAGCUAACACGAGCGCGUGAAGGAUAGAGAGUGAACUUCGAACGUAAAUUAUUUCAGACUCUUUUGUUCUUUUUUUGCACGCGUCAGGUACGUCCAAACAACUUUAUUUACGUAGAUGUACUCUCGUUAUAUAACUUCGACUCACCUGUACGACUAUGUAAUUGGUGGAGCACACUUAGCUACGUAAUCUCGAGGCUACGAGAGAAAUUGAGAUUCAGCAUAACGUAUAUAAGAAUAUUGACCAAAACUCUAGAGUAUAUUUCUAAACUGAGGUCCUCGAGCCUCGAUCUGAAGAUACCGACUGUUAGAAAGAUUAUUAUAGAAAUACGAAUGUUUGAUGUUAGACCAGAGUUUUCCUCCGAGGCGCGUUUUCCGCCGCGAGAAAAUUCCAUUUUCCCAUUUUUCUGAUUCUACAUUUAAUUAGCAAAAUUAUUUGCUGUGAAAACAGAAAACGCGACGGUAAUGAUCUGUCACAAAAGUGCAGAAAUUUUAUAAGGAAUAUUUCGUGGCUGACAGCGUUUCGGAGAACAUUCCAUGUAGAGAGUUAUAUAUGUAUAUACUCGUAUAUCGUUGUGAUCCAAAAAUAUAUUGCAUAGAUAAUACGUGAGAGAGAUUAGUAAGUACGAAGUGGCCGGUCGUCGGUCAAUCGCGAUGGUAAAGAUAGAAAGAAAAUUAUUAAUGUGUAUCUAUUUUUAUGCGUCGUCUGUAAAAAUACUCAGCGCAUAGUUCAUCCAUCUUCUCUUCUUUAUAAAAAAGAAAAUGUUAUACAUAUCAUUUUCUUAUCGAUUGUUACAUUAUUUUUAAUUAAUAUAAAUACAGUUCUUCGAAUAGAAGUAAAUUACUCUUAUCUUAUCAAAUUACGUUACGGAGGUUCUGAGAAAGGAAGUUAAAACGUUUAUUACAAUCCGUGAUGGAUCUUUUGAUGAUUAUUCGAUAUCGCCGUCUGAAUCUAUUACGUAACGUUAUGCUUCGUUAUUUUUAAUUCACGUUGAAACUUUUCUUCGAUUAAUGAAGAUUUAUAAUGCACGUCUACGUAGCUGUGAUAAUACUAAAAGAAUACCUGUAAUACAAUUUUGAUCGAUCAGUACAAUUCCAAGGAUUUUUAAUUAUUACUGCGGAAUCAUCAAUUCGAGCGGAUUGACUUCGUGAGGGUAAGACGAUCGGCAACCUCGCACGCAAAUAAGUUGAAUAUUUCUCGCGCGAUCCAUCGCGACGUGGACUUUAGAUGUACGUAUUUUAUAAUUGUCCAGAGAGCUCCGCGCGGUCCUGCACGCGCACAUCGUAUUUUACGGACUUUAAUAUAGUACGUAACUCAACACGCGGCACUCUGCACAACGACGUAACGAUCAUACACUUUAUAGUUUGUAUUUCUACUGAAUGGUGGAAAGUAGAAUGGGUGCCGUUCGAUAUUCUAUCGCGAAUGACCAAGUCGAUAGAGAUCGCUGUAUGUAUUGAUGACCUCUUUAUUCUUUGUUUGUGCAUUUGUAACGAGAAUAAACUACUGUGUCACUCUAAA